This is a messenger RNA of Tribolium madens (black flour beetle), 2100 nucleotides long. RefSeq lists its product as uncharacterized. The record is from RefSeq and is a predicted model, not a curated record. The transcript is spliced from 9 exons. The coding region runs from base 135 to 1934 and encodes 599 amino acids. NCBI's taxonomy places the organism in Eukaryota, Metazoa, Arthropoda, Insecta, Coleoptera, Tenebrionidae.
UCAAUUACGGUGCCUCGAGAGCACGUCCUGCACCUGUCGUGUUCUCUACCUGCCACCCCGGGGCUGACCAGAGUCGUCGCAGCCUUCGGCUCGGUACCAUUUCGAAGUGGUACUCGCGAGUGUUUAGCCCUAUCAUGGACACCUAUGUGAAAGUGACAUUGGUUUCGGCUGCGCUCCUCUCGCUAUGGGGACACUCGGACGCCGUCUGCUACUUCCCUCAGCAGUUCCAAGGCGAAUUCGUGAUGCAAACCACGACCAACUUAGGCACCGGAAUACAGUACACCACCGUCAACGUGACCUCGAUGUCAAUCCCCAUUUGGGGCAACUGCCACAAACGCAAAGGAAACAACAAUUUCAUACUCAUGCUCAACUACAGGGAAACAAGUUGUAUUCGUUGUUUACACCUGAAAUUGCGAUCCGCAAACGUUUUACAAGUGUUUGCGUUAAACCAGGAAAUUAUUUCGAAAUGUUACACAAACGAGGACUUAGCGGAAAAGAAUUGUCCUUCCGAAGAAUCUUUAGCGAAUCGUGAAGCGGCGGAAAUAUUGUUAUUCAAAAAGAACGGUUUGUAUACACGGAAAGAAUAUUGCCCGAUCGACGGAAAAUAUUCUAUCACAUAUACAAGUAAUAAUCCCUCGCAACCCAAUGAUUGCACCGGUUAUGACUCCAUUCUCGACUCCUGUCCUUCCGGAUCAAUCCUCAAUUUCCGCCUAAGGGGAUGUACGGCCAGUCCCAACUCUUUCGAUCUCAAAUUCGAAUGCAUGGCCAGCUGGAAGGGACCCAACAACGAGUAUUAUCUCAUCUUCGCUGACAAUAAUAGGCAAAUCGGGGGCCCGAAACCGAAAUAUCGAUGCGCUCUGUUUAACCACGAGUAUCGCACUGGCGACAUCCACAUGGCCUUAAGUCGUGACUCGACUUGCACCACUGACUUGAUCAACUCAACUCAUGGUUUUGAGACGUUUUCGCUGACGCCUCGUCAGGAGAACCCCUGGCCGGCCGAAACGUCCUUCGGGACUUGCACAUUCCCGAAAUGGAUGCACGGGAACUGGGAACACGUCCGUGUCGACUACGACACCAUGAUCUACCGCGACCACUCCUCGUUCAAAACAUACACGAUAAAAUGCGUUGGUGUUCAGGAAGAUGGGAGUAGAUACUUGAUUUUUAGUCGGACACAAUGCGAUGAGGAGCGGUACAACUGUAUGCGUAUUGUUAAGAGGAGUAACAAUAUAUUAGAAUUUCAAUUAGGUUCGAAAGCUAGUACAACCAAAGACGUGUUCGGACUGUGUUCCGACGAUAAUUUCCAAGACGACUCGUGGAUAACUCAAGGGCGCACCGAUGCCGUGGAAGAGACUUCUUCAGGUCGGUGCCCCAUUUCGGGCGAGUAUAUAGGUGUGAUCCCAGAUGGCGAAGACUUAUGUGCCAAAUUAUGGUCCGAUUGUGACACUUCCGAAUUGAUGUACUACCAAGUGUCACACUGUAAAACAAAUGAAGUCUAUGAAGAACGGGAAUACAGGUGUUUGGGCCACUGGCGCGAAUCGGAAUUUUUGUACACUUACACCCAAAGGCGCGAUGUUGCCGCAGGGACGUACGAAUGCUUCGUCGGUGUUAAAAUCUCAAACCGGGAAAUUUAUAUCAAGGAAGCCGGAGAACACUGUCAAAGACAUAUAGAUCCGCUGCAUUACGGCAUGCAGUUGAAUAAAACAAACAGUGUUUAUACAUGUAGCAGUUCAACUCCUCGGAACCCGCCUCGGACGUCAACGAGUCCCCGAAGACCCACUGUUAGCAUGUUACCAACAGUUAGAUCUACGACCAAAGUUUGGAAUUUCGAUACGGCAGGAGCUGAGACAAAGAAUAAUGACAAUGCAAGUUCAGCCAUCGUUAUUAAAUCGACGUCAUUGUGCAUAAUUGUAUAUAUACUUAAAAGUUUUAUGUAAGAAAACGAAUCGAGAGACUUGUAUUUAUUAGUUUUUCUUGCCAAAUUACUUAAUACUUUUAUACUUAAUUUAUUACUUUGCUCUGAGAGCAUCUGCCUUUAUAGUAGUGAUUACUAUACACUGUUGUGAUGUAAAUUAUUUGUAUUUAAAUAAAAUAAGUACUUAA